AUGGUGCUCAUUCAUGAAGUUUUCAAACUCCAUCAAGGCCCAAAAAUCCAAUCAUUCCAAUUAUAUAUGAAUCAUAUGUAUAGGGAAAAGAUGGUUGAUUAUUGGGUCAAUAUCUCUCUUUCAAAAGAGGUUGAGGAGCUGGAGUUGAAUUUCGCUCUAGCGUUUACUCCUUAUACUCUCCCUCCUAACCUCUUAGAUUCUGAAUCCCUGAGAAUCUUGAAGCUCACAAACUGUCACCUUCAUAUUCCAUCACAGCUGACAGGUUUGGGUUUCUUAAACACUAUUAUUCUCAAAAUAGUUAAUGUUACUGAAGAGUUCAUUCAAGAAUUGUUCAAAAACUGUCUAUUUCUUGAGAAUAUGGGCUUGACUCGGUGUCGUGGAAUUACCCAUCUGAAAAUUUUUGCUGGAAAUCUGAAAAGAUUCAAGUGGUUAAAAGUUGAGAAUUGCCAUAAGAUUGUAAAGAUGCAUAUUGAUGCUCCAACCUUAUGCACCAUGUACUAUUCUGGAGACCUUGAAGCAUUCACCAUGGGAAAUUUAUUAAGAUUGAAGGAUGUGACUCUCAAGAUUGAUAAAGAAGGAUUCUUUCCGUUCAUCGGAAUUGAAAAGUUUAUGUUUGCUAUCUCUCAUGUUCAUGUCCUCACCACAACAAGUAAAUUUGUUAAGGGACUGUCUCCCAGGCUUGUUGAUAGAAAUUUGGAAGAAGUACUACCAUUUUGCUUUUGGAACCUGCGGGAGCUUGAAUUGUUUAUGAAUGGAAGUCUUUGUGGUCCAUUUAAUGUUGUCACAUUUCUUAACAAAUGCCAUUGCCUGGAGAAAGUUACUAUCAAUCUGGAAGGACAUUAUUUUUACUUGGGAUUUUAUUGGGAUGCACAUGAAAGCCAAUCGUUGAAAGAGUUGAACAUUAGCUUGAAGAGUCUCGAAUUUGUUAGAAUAAAUGGCUUCAACUUUGAAAAACCUGUAAAAAAGUUGGUCAAGUUCAUCCUGGAGAAAGCUGAACACCUAAAGACUUUAAUCCUGGACACCACCACCAACUCAGGAAGUCAUAUUGUAGCAGCAACGUUAGCCACUUAUGACCAACUGCGCAGAACAAGUUUGAACCAAUUGAGUUUUCGAAUGAAGAAGCAAACUGGGAAUGCAUUAGAUUUAGGGUUUCUAUCUUUUAGAUUGUGGGAUUCUCCGUGGACAAUGUUGCAAUAUGAAUGCAUAGCUAUUUAUGGAUUGAAUUAA
Tripterygium wilfordii is the source of this 1227-nucleotide messenger RNA. Its product is annotated as FBD-associated F-box protein At1g61320-like. The transcript has 4 exons. Bases 1 to 1227 code for a protein of 408 amino acids. NCBI's taxonomy places the organism in Eukaryota, Viridiplantae, Streptophyta, Magnoliopsida, Celastrales, Celastraceae. The record is from RefSeq and is a predicted model, not a curated record.